Molecule: messenger RNA, 787 nt
Organism: Helianthus annuus (common sunflower)
Lineage: Eukaryota; Viridiplantae; Streptophyta; Magnoliopsida; Asterales; Asteraceae
Exons: 4
Coding region: 1-588 (195 amino acids)
Cellular component (GO): chloroplast membrane
Source: RefSeq, a predicted model, not a curated record
AUGGUGGUGGGCGGCGGCAUCGAGUGGCGCUGGCGGUUGGUCGCAACUGUGGGUGAUAACAGUGGCGAGUGGGUGGCGGUGGCGGCGACGGCGGUGGCUGUUGGGGCGAGUUGUCCUGUCCUCCUUGUUUUUCAUACUCAUGAUCAUUCUUGGUUUUGUUUUGAUUUUUUAAGGCUUGUGACCAACUUCAGUUGUGCCUAUAAAAAGAUGAAUCUAUCUGGAUUGACCGGAAGCCCUACAAGAAACCAGAACUCCACAAUUCUGUUGCUUACUUUGAACGCGGUCAUUUUUCCAAGAAUCAACAUAAACGAUCCAUACAAAAGACUCGGUAUCAGCAAGGAAGCUUCCGAAGACGAAAUCCAAAGUGCUAGAACCUUCUUAGUCCAAAAAUACGCGGGUCACAAACCAAGCGUAAACUAUAUACGAUCGGCUCAAGAGGUUGGAACCUUUAUCGUGUCGUGGCUGUUGGGAACGUUCUUGAUGGUGUCGGUUAUUCCACCAGUACUGAAAGGGCCGAGGAGUUUGGAAGUGACAACAUCGUUGGUAACAUACACGCUUCUGUGGGUUUCUUCUACUUAUCUUAAAUAGAAUCAAGGCAUCGUUACAAGUGAAGUCGAAAUUUUCUCUCUUUAAGAAAGUAGUCAUUAUGUUACAGAGGUCAAAUUAUAGAGUAAUUUUUUUGGCGUUUUGAUGUUGUAUCAAGAGGUUUCAUGACCCAUUAGUUUUUCUCUUUUGUUCAUUUAUGUAAACUUGUUUGUAUUUAUCUUUGUUUAGAAUUAAGAAAGAA